Molecule: messenger RNA, 3920 nt
Organism: Pleuronectes platessa (European plaice)
Lineage: Eukaryota; Metazoa; Chordata; Actinopteri; Pleuronectiformes; Pleuronectidae
Product: atlastin-2
Exons: 13
Coding region: 28-1866 (612 amino acids)
Biological process (GO): protein homooligomerization; endoplasmic reticulum organization
Molecular function (GO): GTPase activity; GTP binding
Source: RefSeq, a predicted model, not a curated record
UCCGCCAGCAGCAGCAGGUCAGGAAAGAUGGCGGCGGAGGAGGAGACGAGGCUGAAGCAGCGGAAUCACAAGAACAGCAUCUUCUCGGAGGAUGGCCACAGGUUCACGUCAGACACAUCCCAGAUGAGGCCCGAGGAGGAGGACUACCUGCCGGAGGAGGCCAGGGCCCGGCCCAUUCAGAUCGUGGUCGCUAACGAGGAGGAGCACUCGUUCACACUGCAGGAGGAGGCGCUGGAGAGGCUGCUGCUUCGGGAGGAGGUGCAGGACCUCCACGUGGUCGUCGUCUGUGUGGCUGGAGCAUUCCGCAAGGGCAAGUCCUUCCUGCUGGACUUCAUGCUGCGAUACAUGUACAAGCAGUCCAGCUCCUGGGUGGGCAGGGAGGACGAGCCUCUGACGGGCUUCACCUGGCGUGGCGGCUGUGAGAGGGAGACCACGGGCAUCCUGGCCUGGAGCGAGGUGUUUGUGGUGGAGAAACCCGACGGCUCUAAGGUUGCCGUUCUACUAAUUGACACACAGGGGGCCUUUGACAGCCAAUCAACUAUUAAAGACUGUGCCACUCUGUUCGCUCUGAGCACCAUGACCAGCUCCGUCCAGGUCUACAACUUGUCCCAGAACGUCCAGGAAGACGACCUGCAGCACCUUCAGCUCUUCACUGAGUAUGGGAGACUCGCGAUGGAGGAGGUCUACGAGAAGCCGUUCCAGACUCUGAUGUUCCUGAUCAGAGACUGGAGUUACCCGUAUGAACACCCGUAUGGUUUGGACGGAGGAAUGAGUUUCCUGGAGAAACGGCUGCAGGUGAAGCAGAACCAGCACGAGGAGCUGCAGAACGUGAGGAAACACAUCCACUCCUGCUUCUCCAACAUCGGCUGCUUCCUGCUGCCUCACCCCGGCCUCAAGGUCGCCACCAACCCUCAGUUCGACGGCCGGCUCAGAGAUAUCGAUGAGGAGUUUAAGAAGGAGCUGGUCAACCUGGUCCCGACGCUGCUGUCUCCAGAGAACCUGGUGGAGAAGGAGAUUGGAGGAGUGAAGAUCACCUGCAGAGACCUGCUGCACUACUUCAAGGCUUACAUGAAGAUCUACCAGGGGGAGGAGCUUCCUCACCCAAAGUCCAUGCUGCAGGCAACAGCUGAGGCCAAUAACCUUGCAGCUGUAGCCGGAGCCAAAGACCUGUACAACAAGAGCAUGGAGCAGGUCUGUGGUGGAGACAAACCCUACAUGUCCCCGGUGGAGCUGGAGCGCCGGCACGUGGAGCUGCGCCAGGCGGCGGUGAGGCACUUCCGCUCGGUGAAGAAGAUGGGCGGGGAGGAAUUCUGCCGGCGCUACCAGGAGCAGCUGGAGGCGGAGCUGGACGAAGCUUACGCCAACUUCAACAAGCACAACGACGGCAAGAACAUCUUCUUUGCUGCACGGACACCGGCCACGCUGUUCGCCGUCAUCUUCCUCAUGUACGUGGUGUCGCUGGUCACCGGCUUCGUGGGCAUCAACUCCGUGGCCACGGUGUGCAACCUGGUGAUGGGCGUGGCUCUGACGGCACUCUGCAUCUGGGCUUACGUCAAAUACUCAGGAGAGUUCCGUGAGGUGGGAGGAGUCAUCGACCAGGUUGCUGAAACCCUCUGGGAGCAGAGGACUCCACGGAAGGUGAGCACCUCUGUCUGUCUGUUUAAACUCCGAUCAUACACCCUGAAACACUUUGAGUGGUUUGUUCAUCAGAUGUGUUCUGAGCCUCGUCCUCCUCCGGCUCGUUCGCUCGCUCUGACCUCCUCCCUCUCUCCUCCUCCCUCUCUCCUCCUCCCUCUCUCCUUCUCCUCAAGGUUUUCUACAAACUCUUCGAAGUCGCUCGGAGUCGAGUCCCGUUGGGAAGCCUGAUCCCGGUGCCCCGGCCCCGCCUCGCCUCGAACAACAACGUCAAGAAGAAAAACUAGCUGCUCCUGUCUUCGGUCAUGUUUUAUUCACACCCCCCCCCCCCCCCCCCUCUCUCUCUCUCUUCUGCUGUACAGUUUGGAAACGGCGUGUGAAUCAGAUUUUGUUCCGAGUGUAGAUGAGGGUUCCUCGCCGCGCCGGCUGUAGGUGUCAGGAUCGCUGUAGACCCAGAUGUAUUUAGUGGGCGGGGUUAAGGUGUUAUUGUGGGAGGGGCCAUUCAUCUGUCACCGCGUCAUCGCAGGUGUGUUCACCUGUCGACUUUUACAAUUCCCGUUUUAUGUGAAUGUACGAAUGAGGAGCACGACCACAGUCCCGCCUCCUGUCGCUGGGCGGAGUCAGGAGGAGGCGGAGUCACAACCAAAGUUUACAGCUUUACUCGUUUCAACGAGGGCGGUUCGGUUUCAGGGAACGUUUUUCUUUCUCACCCAAAAUCAGAAACUGAGUCUGAAGGUUUGAUGAGUUUAACUUUAUUAAACUCAUCAAACCUUCAGACUAGAAACACUUUAUUCUGCAUGUGGAAAAAUGUGUUAAUUCAAAUAUUUAUUAUCUCGUCUUCUUCAGUGAAGAUGAACUCGUCCAUGCAGUGGUCCCUUUUCAGCCCCGCACUUAUUUUAUAUUAAUACUAAAAUGGAAAAUGUGUAAUCAAGUACAGUUGAAUUGGAUCAUUAGUGUUACAUAUGAGCGUUAGCGGACAUUUUGAAUUUGUAUCAAAUAUUCUUAAAACUAAGUACUCAAUAUAAAUUAGGAAGUGACUUCACAUACAAACCAGAUUUUAACUGAAGUUUUUCUUUUUAACUAUGAAGCGUCUCAAGGUUUUUAUAUUUAAAGUUUCUGAUUCUGGGAAAGUAAAAGAGCUGAAGCGAAGAUUUCCCCUAAAACCCGACUCGUCUCCAUCAGCCUCCGUCUGAUUGGACGGAGGCUGAUGGAGACGUCGUUACUUUAGACCAGUUUGUCAUGAGACCGCAACUUGAGGAUUUUCUUAUUUUUAACUUUUGAUUUCUAGAAUUUACCUGUUUUUGUGUUUACCUGAAAGAUUUCACAGCACUUAGUCGCGAGACGUUAAGACGGACGUGGAGCUCGUGACUUCACGUCUGAAACGUUAAACCUUCCUCGCUGCUCCGGCUCUGAGCACCAGACUGAUAACGAUCCUCGGAUCUCAAGAAAAAACUGCGAUAGUUUUGCAUAUUUAUGAAAAUGUUGAACAAUUUCUUCUUUCCUGUGAGAUAAUUUUGGCUUUUAAACAUUUCCAUGUUUAACUGGUUGUUGGUCUUAAAAGUUCUGAUUUCCUAGUGAAAUCCUUUUUAGUUUCUUCCUCCGGUUCAUCUGUAGAUAAUAUUAAAUUAUUGAACUUGAGUGUUGUUCCCUCUCCAGUCAUUCCUCCUCCUCCUCCUCCUCCUCCUCUUCCUCAUCUGAACCAUCACCUCCGUAUUUAAAGCACCAGGAAGUUGUUUUAGUAAAAACACUAAAUAUCCAGAUGAUGCUCGUUCUCACUGUUUCACAUUUGAUCCGUUAAUCGAUGACUGAAAGGUUCAAUCCCGACUUUGACCUCAGCUCAUGGGGUCGGAGGUCGUCACCUUGUUUUGCUGAAUCAUCAUCAUUCCAUCCACAUCACCACCGUGUGCUUUUUGUUUUUGUACAGUUUAGUUUUUUACAGCCUCAUCCGCGCACAGGGCAUGUGUAUGAAAUCUAUACAUAUAUAAAUAUAAAUUUUCUAGACCUUUUUGUAGCUGGAAGAACGUCGGUCCGGUGGUAGAACCAGGUUCAGCUCCCUGGACGUAAAGGAAUGCUUUCGUGAUUUGUGGAUAUGUCUAAUAAAUUCCUUUUUUAUAAAUAUAUUUGUAAAUUUAAUCUUACAUGAGCACUGCGACUCCACCCCCUGCUGGCAAAGAAUGUUUAUAAUCUGGUUUUUCUUUCUCUCUUUUUGUCGUAUGUUGCAUUUUAAAGUUAUUUUUCGUUAAUUUAUUUUUCAGUAUGAUAUUAAACCAAACUCCUACAACACA